Symbiodinium natans is the source of this 510-nucleotide messenger RNA. NCBI's taxonomy places the organism in Eukaryota, Dinophyceae, Suessiales, Symbiodiniaceae. The record is from the annotation of a GenBank genome assembly.
AUGUCCGACGAGAGAUUCGAGAAUGGGGCUCGUGUGGUGAUCCGUGGCAUCGAUGGAAAGAAUGGAGCUGAAGCCGAGAUCGUCUCGUUCGACGAUGCUUCUGCUACGUAUGAGUGCAAGCUGCUCGCAGAAGACUUCGACGGGGAGAAGGUUUUCUGCAAGGCGGAGAGCUUGGAACGUGUAGUUGAUGACAAGGCCGACGAUCCAGAGAAGAGGUUGGCGAACCUGGUGAAGGAAGCCGGCAGGGAGAGGAGCGCGAGCAGCUCCAAGAAGCGAAAGAAGGACAGCAAAAAGAAAAAGAAGAAGAAAAAGAAAAGCAGCAGCUCGGACUCCAGCAGCAGUUCGAGCAGUAGAAGCAGGUCGAGCAGCACCAACGCCCCGAACCGCAAGAAGCGCGGGAUGAUGUUCAACAAAUCGGCUUUAGAGAUCGCCGAGAAAGACAAGAAGCGCCACCGAAGAGAUCGAGAAGGAGGAGCAGCUGCAGCAGCUGCCCUGCUUGGACUACGAUGA